Cucumis sativus (cucumber) is the source of this 1538-nucleotide messenger RNA. Its product is annotated as F-box protein At1g70590. The transcript is spliced from 5 exons. The coding region runs from base 148 to 1254 and encodes 368 amino acids. The record is from RefSeq and is a predicted model, not a curated record. NCBI's taxonomy places the organism in Eukaryota, Viridiplantae, Streptophyta, Magnoliopsida, Cucurbitales, Cucurbitaceae. Gene Ontology annotation, molecular function: protein binding.
GUGGGGUUAGAGCGAUGAUAAUUAAAAUGAAAAGAAGAAAUGGUGGAGCACAGGAGGAGGAGGAGGACGGAAGGAAGAUUGCACAGUUAAGAGCUGGGAGACAGAGGAAAUCGGUGUUGUGCCGACGACUUGGACUGAACCGUAACUAUGUGGCAAAGAACCUGGCCAGAUCGCUCCGAUGCCUCUCCUUUCUCUUCCUUUUCUCUCUCCAAACUCAAGGCCAAAUCUGCGAUUCACAUGGACGACCACCACCACAACCUUGAUGCUUAUCACACCUCUCGCCAUACCCUCUCCACUUCCAAGUCCACUAACUUCACCCCCACGGUCCACCCCUCUCCAUCUACCUCUUCCUCCUCUCAAACGCCUUUCUGGGUGCGACCCUCCUCAUUACCUUCCCACGAUUUCUCUGCCUUGCCUUACGACGUUCUCAUCAAAAUCGCCGCCUCUUUCAACCUCCCUAAUCUACGUGCUGCCUCUUUUGUUUGCAAGGCUUGGUUCGACGCCUUCAGACCUUUGAGGGAGGCUAUGCUAUUUCUCCGAUGGGGAAAGCGCUUUAAGCAUGGCCGAGGUGGGGUUCGACCCAAUUCUGACAAGGCUCUUAAUUCCUUUCUUAAGGGUGCAGCUCGUGGCUCCACCCUUGCUAUGGUUGAUGCCGGACUUCUCUACUGGGAGAUGGGCAACAAAAACGAUGCUAUUGCCUUGUACCAGAAGGCUGCCGACCUAGGCGAUCCUUCUGCCAAGUGCAAUUUAGGAAUCUCCUUUUUGCACGCAAAACCGCCAAAUCCAACUGAAGCUGUAAAAUGGUUGCGACAAGCAUCCGUGGUUGGCAACAUUCGAGCUCAAUACCAACUUGCUCUGUGUCUACAGCAGGGUCAUGGGGUGGAUCGGAAUGUACAGGAAGCUGCUAGGUGGUUUAUCAAAGCCGCUGAAGGGGGAUAUGUGCGUGCCAUGUACAAUCUCUCUCUGUGCUAUUCUUGCGGGGAAGGCUUGGUACACAACCAUCAGCAGGCUAAGAAGUGGAUGAAGCGGGCAGCUGAUCGUGGUCAUUGUAAAGCUCAAUUUGAGCACGGACUCCAUCUCUUUUCUGAAAGAGACAUGAUGAAAGCUGUAGUCUACUUGGAACUUGCAACUCGCUCUGGUGAAAGAGCUGCUGGUCAUGUCAAGAAUGUAAUUCUCCAACAACUUUCGCAAAGUUCACGAGAUCGUGUCAUGUCUGUUGCUGAUAACUGGCGUCCAUUGCCUUCGUCUCAUUGACGUCAUUUUUUUCGCAUACAAAUGAAGUAACCUUUUUACAAAAAGUACACUGGGUGCUCUUUGUUGUAGUCAUUGCAUCCAAAAAUACUAAUAGCCAUUCACUAGGAAAGUUGCCUUAAUACUUGUAAUUUACUGUUCCACUUAUUAUAUGGUUGUUUUUUUCUCAUUCAGAAAAUCAGAUUGUUCCUUCUUUUUAUGCCUUAUUCAGGGAAUUCUUUAAUAAUGAUUGUCUUCUAAAUCUCCUUCUCAUCUUCCAAAUAAUAUCACUCCCUAGAUUGCAAGUU